CAAGUGGCACCGUUUGGAUCUAGUGCCUCAGAGAGCACGGAGGAGGAGAGGAGCCUCUCAGGGACCUCCAUGGGUCUUCCUCUCCCCGCCUCACCCACCACCUCCACCGUCUCCUCCACUGUGUCUUCCGUGUCCACACCUGUGCACUCUGCUGCUCGUGCACCAUACCAUCAAGGUAACAACACCAAUCGCUCGCCCCACCCCCAUCACCAGCAGCAGCAGAAAAACCACCUCUCCCCCACAGCAUCAUCUAUACACCGCACUCGGCAGGUCUCCCCGAUCAAGGGCGAGAGCACAGCAGGUCAGAGUCACAAGGCAAAUGCUGAGUCGGCUCAAAAGUCAACUCAAAAGUCGGCUCAGCAGAGUCACGACCACAAGGCAGGUUUGGGGAGCGCUGGAGGCGGCAGGCUCGGGUUUCGUGGGGGUGUGGGUGGGGUGGGGGCAGGAGGGGCGGGAGGGGGAGGGGAGAGUGCGGGGGUGGGGAAUGGGGGGGCGAGAGGGCGGAGGGUGUCAGUCGGAGGAGUGGGGGAGCAGUGGGGUAGGGGCGUUGGGUCGGUGAGUGGUAGGGAGGUCAGGACAGGAGUGGCAGGAGGAGGGGGAGGAGGAGGAGGAGAAAGUGGGAGAGGAGGAGGCGGAGGGGGAGGAGUGGGAGGAGGAGGGGCAGGAGGGGCAGCAGGGGGCAGUUUCAAAGGAGUGGGGACAAGGGGAGGGCGAAGAGCGUCUGUAUCAGGCGGUUAUGUAAUCUCCAAGGGGGAGGAUGGCUCUUCCUUUGCCAAGAGAAGGGAUGAAGCCUUUGGCAAGGGAGGCAGGGAGGAGGCACAGGGACUUCAUUCAGUGAAUCCCUUUGAGACUUCUCAUAAGAUUCCUAGAGAAAACCCCUCUGGGUCUCAUAAGAUUCAACAGUUUCUGGACGCUGGAGGGGUGUCCUAUGCUGUGGUUUCACGCUCCGCACAGCAUGGGGUCGGGGGUGAUGAGAGGUUGGAUGGUUUUGAGGCAGGUGGUCAACAGUCCAGUAAGAUUCAGGAGUUUCUGGACGCUGGGGGGGUGUCCUAUGCUGUAGUUUCACGCUCUGCACAGCAUGGGGUAGGGGAUGGGGAUGAUGAGAGGUUGGAGGCAGCUCGUCACCGAUCCCGCAAGAUUCAAGAGUUUCUAGAUGCAGGGGGGGUGGCUGAUGCUGCUACUGCGCCACCAGCUUCUAUGCCUCAUGGGGUGGGGAGUGGUGAUGAGAGGUUGGGUGGGUCGGGGGCGCACCAACGGCAGCCUCGCAGGAUUCAGGAGUUUCUAGAUGCAGGGGGUCUGCCAGGUGCUGCUGCUGCUUCUGCUGCUGCUGCUGCUGCUUCUGCUGCUUCUGCUGCUGCGGACAGAAGUAACAAGGGCAGUCAUGCAUGCGCAGGCGCAGACUCCUUUAGUGCGACUGCUCCAGGAGUAGAUUCAGCGAAAGCAGCAGCUGGGGUAGAUUCAGAUACUUGUGUCACACCACCUGCAGCUGCCUCUGUGUCGAAUCGUGGCCAACCAGUCGGUGUGUCUGGUGCAAACACCCACACAGGUGCAUCUGCUUCAGGAGCACCUACAGGCACACCUGCUUCAACCACACAGACGGGUGCAUCUGCCUCCGGCACACACGUUGGCGUAUCUGGUGCAGGUGGUAUUCUGGGAGGGAUGACUGGCUUCGGCAUGACGUUUGAUUGGAGCAAAGCGGUGGCGACUGCAGGAGGGGGCGCGGGAAGCAGGGCGGCUACUGUGGUAGAGGCGAUGAACAAGGUGUCUGACUGGAUCGGGUCGUUCUCUGGCCUCGAGGAGAGUUUGAGUGGGGGAGGAGGAGGCAGGAGGGCGGUGGAGUAUGGCGGAGACAGAGAGGAGGCUGGAGGGGAGGGGAAUGGGGUUGGGAGUGAGGAGGAGGGGAGGAGAGAUGGGGGGAGGGUUGGGAGUGGGGAGCGGGGGAGUGAGGGGAGUGAGGGGAGUGGGGAGGGGAGAGGAGCAGGGGUGCAGAGAGUUGGGUCGGGGCAGAUUAGCGGGUGGAGUGAGGACGAGGAGGGAGAGGGUGAGAGUCACGGUGGGGGGAGGAAGAGCAAUGGUGCUGCUGUUCCCUCACUACCAUCCAAGCGGCAGAAGCAGCAGCAAGAAGAGGGGGUAGACGAGGAGGAUGACGAGAUGGUGCCCUCACUACCAUCGAAGCAGCAGAAACGGCACGAGGAGGAGGGGGGAGACGAGGAGGAUGACGAGAUGGUGGUGAUGGAGAGUGUGAAUGGGCGGCACACUGCCAUGCAGCACAUGCUGCAGGGGCGCCUCUCUGCAGUGCGCCAUGUGGCAGCGCUGUGGGUGGAUGGAGAACUGCUUCCUGCUCUCUCUGCCCUCGCUGCUUCAAAGGACCUUGCUGUGGUGGCAGACGUGUUGGAGGUGCUGGCCAUGCAGGGAGGCAGGCGGCUGGUGUCGGUGGGCAUGGAGGGAGCAUUGCAGUUGCAGCCACUGCUCAGGGCUCUGCUCGCCAGUAGCCACUCCAAAUACGUGGGAGUGGCGCUGUCGCUGCUACGGGAGCUGCUGAGGGCGUUCAGUGAGCCCAUCACUGCUGCUCGCACCGCCACGCACUCCCCUGGGGUGGACCUGCAUAUGGAGGAGAGGUUGCAGCGCUGCAAUGAUUGCUACGAGGGCUUCAGAGUGCUCGAAGACCAGCUUCACCCCAUCCUCAGGAGAAGGAGCAACGAGAACUAUGCCCUUGCUUCGGAUGUGCACAUGCUGUUACAAAAGAUGCAAUAA
This is a messenger RNA of Closterium sp. Yama58-4, 2754 nucleotides long. NCBI's taxonomy places the organism in Eukaryota, Viridiplantae, Streptophyta, Zygnematophyceae, Desmidiales, Closteriaceae. The record is from the annotation of a GenBank genome assembly.